This is a messenger RNA of Aspergillus thermomutatus, 1833 nucleotides long. RefSeq lists its product as uncharacterized. The coding region runs from base 1 to 1833 and encodes 610 amino acids. Gene Ontology annotation, molecular function: nucleic acid binding. The record is from RefSeq and is a predicted model, not a curated record. The transcript has 5 exons. NCBI's taxonomy places the organism in Eukaryota, Fungi, Ascomycota, Eurotiomycetes, Eurotiales, Aspergillaceae.
AUGCUUCCCUUCGGAGCUCCUGUCAUGCCGGGCUUCACUCCCCAGCAGGGACAGUAUAUGGCUCCAGGCAACCCCCAUUCGUCCCAAUCUUUGCAGCCAGAAGGCCCCUUCGUGUACUCUCCUUUCUAUGGUAUGCAGACCAUGGCUCACGCUCUUCCUGGCGUCAUAGGACAAGCUCACGGGAUGCAAGCUCCGCUGCAUGCCUCGACCACUCAGCUCCAGCUUUCAGUCCGUCCCAAGCAGAUGGGGUUUGCCUCAGCUGUUUCUCACUGGCCUCCGCGCUCUUCUUUGCACCAGCUCCUGGAGCAUGACUCUGAGAAUCGUGAGAUGCCUAUUCAGGCUGCUGACUGUGAGAAGAGUUUCGACACGGUGGCUCUUCCAACUGAGAUGCCAAUCGGGAGCCAAGUCCACCAAAGAAUGCCCCCUCAAUGGGGAGUUGUCAAGAUUGCGAACAUUCCCUACUCAGUCACCCGGCAAGAAAUCAUUCAGUUCCUAGGUCGCCAGGCACGCCUCAUUACGCCGCAACAGGGCUGCGCAAUCCAUAUUAUAAUGGAACGUUCCACUGCUAAGACAAUGGACUGCUAUGCUGAGUUCCAGUCCGCGACUGAUGCCCAGGAGACAGCUACUCGCAUCAACCGAAUUUAUGAGACUGGCCGCGCUCCUCGUCUGGGUAAUCGCUCUGUUGACGUUGAGUUCAGUAACCAAGAUGCUCUGCUCAAGGACCUGUUCCCUCGUGCCAAAUGCAUCAUCUGGAAAGAUGCUAUGCCUACCGCUGCCCCCAAUAAUGAUCCCUUCUCUACUGGUUUCUCGGGCUUUUUCACCACCGAGGAAAUUGUCAAUGCCAUUCGCCAUGCAGAGAUACCGCACCGUUCUCCAUUCUCUGCGAAGUGUCCUCAGCGCACUUACGAGUCCACCAUCAGCACACUCUACAAGGUAAAACCCUUUCGUCUGUUGCCAUUGUACUUCCCGUGGUACGCUACCAAGCUGUACACAGUUCAUGCCCGCAAUCAAUUGUUUGAGCUGGUUAAUCGCCACAUCAUAUCUCUUGUUGCGCGAGUCAAGAGGUCGAACACAGUUGGUCUUGACCAAAGGCUGCUGCGUGAACUUCUUUAUGCUGGAUUGAAUUGUCCUGCCUUCAACGAGCGCCAGAAGUACACGCUGUGUGUCAAUUCGGAGGAUACCACAGAGAUCUUGAAGUUCCCAGAUAUGGGUAAAUGGUUCCCUUUCGAUACCCUCGUCAAAUUACCCAAGAUCGAAGAGAAUACACUUCUGACUGACAGGUUGAGCAUUCAGUAUUACGUCAAGUUGAUAUCGAAAGGUACCUUGCAUGACCGCACCGACAUGAAGCUGCCGAAUAACUUCCCUUUGACGAACAUUCAUCUCGAAUCCCCUUACGGUCGUAUCUGGUUCGAAUGGCCGCUCGACAUGGCUAAGACUACGAACUGGGAAGAUGCUUCCGCGCAUGAGAUGAGCAUCCUUAGUCAUCUUGUCCUUACCGGCUGGAUGAAGAAUGACCAGGAGAACACACAGAAAUCCGGCCUACUGCCCGAGUCUACCACCGCGAGCAGCCGCGAAUCCCAUGCAAACACCAUUGUGUCAUCUGGGAGUGACAAUAGUCCAAUCAAUGUUCGUUCCAGGACUGAUAUUUUCGCGACUCCUUCCCGUCGUGCAAGCGUUCAACUUGGCAGCCACCGCUCCUUUGCUGAGAGCAGCGAUGACGGCUGGCGCCGUACAAUGUAUAUGCAUUCUUCGGCUGGCAUGCGAGGUAGGUUCCCCGGUCAUCGGAAUACCAUGUCGUCUCCCACUUGCCUUCCGUCCGCAGGCAACCAUUGA